GUUGGCUCCUGCCGGGGAGGAGCUGGGAUGCCGCUCCCACGAUGAUGCAGGGUGGAAUUUGCUGACAGUCCCUUGGCAGGUGGGGCUGGCUUCACCAAGCCGGUGAGGAGGACCGCUUGGCAGUCUCCUCGCAGAGCCUCGGACCAGCCGCCUUGGUGGCCAGGAGUCGAGCAGGGCUGUGGCCGGGCCGCUCGGAAGCACCUGACAACAGAUCGAGAGGAGGGACAGCCGGUGACAGCUCGUCUGCCUAAGCCCCAGACCUCACCUGCUGCCCAGUAGCCUGGCAGCGGGGCGGAGCCUCCAGGCCGGAGUUGGACCCUCCCUGGAGAACUGACUCAGGGAGCCUUGCAGGAUGGCUGCCUCGCCGGGCAACCUGAACGUGGUGGAAAAGACACAGAACAUGUCGGCGAGCGAAUGCUUUCAGUACCGGAGCACCGUCCUUCGGGGGCAGCCCUUCGGGGGCAUCCCCACUGUGCUGUGCCUCAACGUGGUCUUGUGGGUGCUCAUCAUCUUGGUGUACUCCUUCCUCCGGAAAGCUGCGUGGGACUAUGGGCGCCUGGCUCUGCUGAUACACAACGACAGCCUGACCUCGCUGAUCUAUGGGGAGCAGAGUGAGAAGACGUCACCCUCCGAUGUUUCCCUGGAGAUGGAGCACAAGGACAAGGGCUUCUAUUCCUGGUUCUUCAACACCAUCACCAUGAAGAACAAAGAUCUGAUCAGCAAGUGUGGAGACGAUGCCCGCAUCUACAUCUCGUUCCAGUACCAUCUCAUCAUAUUUGUGUUCAUCCUCUGCAUCCCGUCCUUGGGCAUCAUCCUCCCCAUCAACUACACUGGGAACCAACUGGAAAAGAACAGUCACUUUGGCCGGACUACCAUCAUCAAUGUCUCCACAGAGAGUAAGAUCCUGUGGCUGCAUAGCUUCUUCUCCUUCCUCUACUUCAUCACCAACCUCUUGUUUAUGACUCAUCACUGCUCAGGGUUUGUGCUCAAGAAGAGCUCCAAGGUCUCAAGGACACUGAUGAUCACCUAUGUCCCCAGAGACAUCCAAGACCCAGAAGUCAUCAUUAAGCACUUCCAAGAGGCCUACCCAGGGUGCGUGGUGACCAGAGUCCACUUCUGCUACGACGUCAGGAACCUGAUUGACUUGGACGAUCAGAGGCGCCAUGCAAUGCGGGGCCGGCUCUACUACACAGCCAAGGCCAAGAAGAGUGGGAAGGUGAUGAUCAAGACCCACCCUUGCUCUCGCCUGUGCUUUUGCAAGUGCUGGACCUGCUUCAAAGAGGUAGACGCAGAGCAGUACUACAGUGAGCUGGAGGAGCAGCUGACCGACGAGUUCAACGCUGAGUUCAACCGAGUUCGGCUGAAGCGUCUGGACCUGAUCUUCGUCACCUUCCAGGACUCCAGGAUGACGAAGCACAUCCUGGAGGACUACAAGUACAUCCAGUGUGGCGUGUACCCCCAACAGUCCUCGGUGACCACCGUCCUCAAAUCCUACCACUGGAGGGUUGCCCUUGCCCCACACCCCAAAGACAUCAUUUGGAAAAACCUGUCCAUUCGCCGCUUCUACUGGUGGGCCCGCUUCAUCACGAUCAACACCUUCCUCUUCUUCCUCUUCUUCUUCCUCACCACACCGGCCAUCAUCAUCAACACCUUUGACAUGUACAAUGUCACUCGCCCCAUCGAGAAGCUGCAGAGCCCGAUCGUGACCCAGUUCUUCCCCUCCCUGAUGCUCUGGGCCUUCACAGUGAUCCUGCCUCUCAUUGUCUACCUCUCUACCUUCCUCGAGGCCCACUGGACCAGGUCAAGUCAGAAUCUGUUCGUGGUGCACAAGUGCUACAUCUUUCUGGUGUUCAUGGUGGUCAUUCUGCCCUCGAUGGGGCUGACCAGUUUGGACGUCUUUCUCCGCUGGCUGUUCGACAUCUACUACCUGGAGGAGGCAUCCAUCAGGUUCCAGUGUGUGUUCCUGCCGGACAACGGCGCCUUCUUCGUCAACUACGUGAUCACAGCCUCUCUGCUCGGCACGGGCAUGGAGCUGAUGCGCCUGGGCUCACUCUUCCUCUACAGCACCCGCCUCUUCUUCUCCAGGUCGGAGCCGGAGAGAGUCCACAUCAGAAAGGACCAGGCCAUAGACUUCCAGUACGGGCGAGAAUACGCGUGGAUGAUGAACGUCUUCAGCGUGGUGAUGGCCUAUAGCAUCACCUGCCCCAUCAUCGUCCCUUUUGGGCUGCUGUACCUGUUCAUGAAGCACAUCUCAGACCGCUACAACAUGUACUACUCCUACGCGCCCACCAAGCUCAACGAGCAGAUCCACAUGGCCGCCGUCAACCAGGCCAUCUUCGCGCCGCUGCUGGGUCUGUUCUGGAUGCUCUUCUUCUCCAUCCUCCGACUAGGGUCGCUGCACAGCAUCACCAUCUUCUCCCUGUCCACCCUCAUCAUCUCCAUGGUCAUCGCCGUCGUGGGCAUUCUUCUGGGGAAGUUCCGGAGCACACGCACCUAUGAGCUGGAGGAGGAGAUGGAGACCGUGUUUGACAUGGAGCCAAGCAGCACGUCCUCUACGCCCACCUCCCUUAUGUACGUGGCCACCGUGCUGCAAGAGCCAGAGAUGAACCUGACUCCAGCCUCUUCCCCUGCCCAGCACACCUACGGCACCAUGGACAGAGAGCCGGAAGAGGAAGAAGAAGAAGAAGAAGAAGAAGAAGAAGAGGAGGAGGAGAACGCUGUGAGGGGCUUCGACAGGGAGCUGGACUCGGCCCAGUUCCAGGAAGGCCUGGAACUGCAGGGCCAGAGCCAGUACCACUGACCAGGACCCGAGGCCUCCCCCUGGCGACUCCAGCCGGGAGUGGCGGCCAUGGGAGGGCCAGGCAGGGAGCGGCAAGGGGGCGGCCUGGACCCCCACCACUUCCUGCAGACUUUAGAAAGGCCUGAUGAAGACGUCUGCCAACCUGGCCAUUGGCUGAGUGAAGGCCCCGGCCUGCCAGCCAGCUAGGAUGGGAGGUGCUGGGCGGUGCACAGGGACCCCCGGACGGAGCAGAGGAUGCCGGCCAGCACCACGUCUUGGGAGAGGUGGCCGAAGCCUGGGGCACAGAGACGCAAGGCUGGGGGACCUACCUGGGGUCAAGAUGGAGAAAUGUGUGUAUAAAGGAAGAGGCAGAAAGAAACCCACGAAAGACUCUCCCGGGUCUCUGCACCCUUCCACCAGCUACCCCACCGAGGAACUCCUGCGGCUGCGCCUGCCCCUGCCCCACCCCCACUCGUGGCCCACCCCUCCCCUGCGGUCUGUGGAAGUGAAGGUGUGUGUGCUGGGCCUCGUCAACACAACGCAGGUGACUGACUCACCCAGGUGCCCUGCAUGAGGGACUGUAAAGAAGACAUUUCUGCACCCACCGGAGCAAGGGGCAGCUGAGAGCCCAGACCUGAGAGAAGGUGACCGAGGCCCUUCCUGUUCCUCUGGCCCUGACGGAUGUCCCCAGGGGCAGCAGGGCAGAGACCCUUCUCCUUGCCAUUCCUGUAAGGGGAGCUGGGACACGAUCCCUCGGGGCUCAUUAAAUGG
Molecule: messenger RNA, 3550 nt
Organism: Phyllostomus hastatus (greater spear-nosed bat)
Lineage: Eukaryota; Metazoa; Chordata; Mammalia; Chiroptera; Phyllostomidae
Gene: TMEM63C
Product: transmembrane protein 63C
Exons: 25
Coding region: 353-2800 (815 amino acids)
Cellular component (GO): plasma membrane
Molecular function (GO): calcium-activated cation channel activity
Source: RefSeq, a predicted model, not a curated record